This is a messenger RNA of Toxoplasma gondii ME49, 4638 nucleotides long. RefSeq lists its product as hypothetical. NCBI's taxonomy places the organism in Eukaryota, Apicomplexa, Conoidasida, Eucoccidiorida, Sarcocystidae. The record is from RefSeq and is a predicted model, not a curated record. The coding region runs from base 1038 to 3953 and encodes 971 amino acids. The transcript is spliced from 2 exons.
AUAAGGUCGGUCUGCUUCAGCGACUAGCGCGCUUUGCAACGCUUCAGGUAUCUGGCUGUCCAGUUUCCAUCCUGACGCUAUGUGAUGAUUAAUAACGACAUUGAAGCUUCAAGCACGUCUCAAACAAAAUACGCAAGCUGCCGCUAGCUAGUCGGAAGUUGAUGCGGUAGGUAAAUGAGAUGUUGUAGAUGAGGAGACCCAGACACCAUCCUGCGGGUUAGGCUGUGUACGAGUAUCUGCUUGCAAAGGGAGACCGCUGGUAUGCUUGACCUGUAACGCCACUGGGCUUGUCUGACGAGAACGUGACAGUCAGCGUACUAAGCAUGAUAAGCGGUCUCGGUCCAAAGCGACUGCCUGUGACCUUUUGCUGGUAUCGAGUCGCGUAGCAAUGAUGCAUAGCCCGGUUGCACGUCCCGGCUAAAACUCAUCGAAAAAGUAAUAUUGACGACAUUCAGUAGACAUAUUUGUGCCCCUCACGCUGCCUUUAACCUAAUUCGAAAUACUCUCGAACUUCAUAAAACCGCAUGGUUGUGAAACCUCAUUUCGAGUGAGCACUUUUCUUUCGAAAAGUGGCAAAAUCAGUUUACUUUGUGUACCUGGGGACUUAGCGAUUAUCGUGCACAGAGUGUUGUUCAGGUUGACCAGAGCUUCAGACACUGUAGUUGCGGCUACUGGAGCGUCAAGCCUCACGGCCCCUUGAGCGGCAAAAUAGCCUCACAUCACCUGCGCUUCCGUGAUUCCUUUUCCCAUCUGUAUUCAGGAUCGUUCGAAAACGCGAAAACAGGGUCAUGGGCUCCAGCAACCUCAAGCAUUUUGCAUCGUGCCUUGCAGUUUCAGCGCACUUGUGGCACAGUUUGUAAGGAUUUGUAUGUUUUGAUAAGCUUUCCGUUACCCGGGAGGUUCUGUAGUGCCCCUAUGUACUGCAGGCCAAGCCGAUGCUAGAAGAACCCGAAGUCGAUGUAGUAAAAUGGGUGUUUUUUGAGCAGCCGACAGGAUGGAGUUCGUGAUUUUUGAUCUUUCUUUGACAGCCUCUGAUAAUGGCAAAUCUCAGCAAACCUCGUAGAACUGUGGUGAUGAAUCAUGAUACAUUAUGCCUUCUCAGUCCGCCAAAACGAACGAGCCUGUCGCGUCAUCUCCAGAAGACAAGAGGUGACUGCCGCUGCUGCUGCAGCUGUCAGUUUCUACAUUGUUGCGAGCGGCAUUUUGCUACCAAGCUCCGAUCCUACCUCGCUGGUCGCACCACCAUGGAGGCCGGCGUGCUAACUCCAAAAAGUCAUCGAUGGAGAACAUGCCGGCAGAGCGAGGCCAGCACUGCUGGUAACGCCGCACAAGACUCCAGUGUUCCGAGUGAGAUGUUCCAGACAACGUUGUCAAGGCUCAACGCAAGAAAGCUUCCUACAACGCCCUUACCACUGAUGGAUAAAGUUGUUGCUAGGUUCAUGAACAUUUCUCCAGAACAAUGGGAACGAGUCAAUUCCGCAAUUGAAUUCCUCAAUGACCAUUUCAAGGAUGAUUCUUUGAGCUGGCUUACGGUUCGAUGGCUAGUAGCAUCCCAUCCAGAGCAAUUUCUCCCCGCACCGUACAAUUCCUACGAGGAACUCCUGGAAAAUGAGAGCGAGACCAAACUUGCCAUCGAAAACGCUACGAAAGAGGCAGGCCGUUGGCGUGAAUCCUGUCACCGGUUGCAGGCGGAAACGAAGGCUUGGCAAAAUAAGCUUAACAAGGUAGAGGCAGAGAUCGCACGCCGCACUUUAGCUGCCAAAAGUGGCAGCGCUCAUAAUACGGCAAUGGCUCGAGACACGACAGUCCGUCGUCCUGAAGCCUUACAGCCAGGUACGAUGGCUGUCUCAAAGGGCUGCGAGAUAGGACCCUUCCACAUUCAUUGUAGAAGAGCUGCUAAGUCCCAAAGGUCAAAAGGCACAGCAAUUCAGAAACAAGAAUCCGCUUUUGGUCAGUUUUCCACCGAAGCUGAGAGUGAACAGCGUCUUUUCCACAAGGACAUAGACACGAAACAAAAGAGGAGGCUCCCUACCAAGGCAACACAGCACCCUUCGACUCAUGAUGAACAAGAACCAUCGAGCAAGAUGUUGAACCAUCCCGUGCACAACUGUACCGAGCAGUAUACUGGCGACACUAAUUCAUUCAGCGUAGCCAACAUGCGGUCGAAUGGGAGUAGUAGCAACAUGUGCACAACGACGACUACGAAGACAACAACUACCACCAGUUAUGCAACAGUAAGCACCAACGAAGGAAAAGACAGACACAGUAUUUCUUCAGACAGUGUGGGUCUGAACAAGCAGGAAGGGACGGUCGUACAAAACAGCGACGAUCCCGCGGUUAUGGUCGAAAAGCCAUCCGCCGCACAAGUACUAAAUCGCGUGCAAGACAUUCUUAGAUGUAUGAGAGGGGUCAGGUCAGAAGACGAUAGAAAAACACUACCGUCUGUUGCACCAUGUGGCAGCAAGGAGACAGACUCUGCACGUACUUCGACUUCUGGGCCUAAUGUGGAAGUACUAUAUGUGCAGUACAACCAGCAGAAGGGGAGAAGAGACAGACACAGGGACAUAUCGGGACUCGCAGCUAAUUCACCUAACGCUUCUCGCAGUCCUAUGCUUUGCCAGCAGGACAGGUCAGUUCGCAAGCCGUCAACGAAACCUAGUCGCACAAAGGGAUUUUCAGUGACAGCAGUGGAUCGUCUGCUCGAGCUUAAACAAACCGGGAGUUUAACCGAAUAUUCCAACCGUUUCAUGAACCAAUUCAGUAAAGGAACAGAUAUCCCGGAAUCUGUUGCAGUUCGUGUAUUUUUGGAAAACCUUUUGCCCGAUUUCAGAAAGCUCACAGUUGACAAACGUCCAGAGACUCUUGCCGAUGCUAUUCGACUCGCAUACCAGGUUGAGCAGGCUAUUCUAGAGAAACAGGACAGACUGCCGGGCUGUGGACACGUGCUCGGAGUUGCCAUUCAUCUGCAGGAUUCUCCGGCUGUAGCAGGACGUUGUGGGCAGUUUGCAGUGGUCGACACAGUAGAGAACUCCCAUGCGAGUCCCUGUGAUGUAGAAAUGGAUUCCUGCAUGCGGAGUAGUUCGACUGGCAACGGUGCAGAUACAAACCUUCGACUUAGGUCUCAAAGGGCACGUACACCCUGCCAAACGUCAAGUGGGCACUACCAUAACGUCUCCUACCAUGAAGCAGCUUCAUUCAAAGAACUAUCUGAAGGUGUUAUCCCCACCGGUUCUUCCGUAUGCCUCAACAGCCAUAGCAGCGACGAAGUGAUGGGAGAUGAGGACACGCUGCGACAACCAGCAACUUCAGACAGCAGAACAACGCCGGUGACGCGGCGCAGCACUAUCGGUGGUGGCGAAGGGGAGAAAGUAGCCGAAGCAACGUUUAGUGGACUUGCAGACAAUUGUACUCCUAAAGCCAGGAGGAAUUCGAAAUCGUCAACAUCCAUAUGUUCUAUUCAACAGCUGCAACAUAUCGUCCCUGGGAGUUAUCGAGGAAGAACUGCCGUAAGUGUGGAACAGCCAACACGUUCGGACGAGAGAGAGAGAGCUUUCUCAACAAGCAAGCAAUGUCACACGUCGGUGGUCUCGUCAGCCUCAGUGGCGCCGUUUGCCUCCUUCAAAUCAAGCUCAAGCGUAACAGAAACUCAGUCAGACGAUUCGUUCGUUUCGACUCUGGGGAGCUCAACUGAAAGCACCCAAGCCGUCGGAAAUCUACGCACUGGCGAAUCUUCCGCAUCGGUGUGGCGUGGAAAUGUCUCGAAUUCGUCAGAUGGCUGUGAAGACACACGAAGAAGCUGCAGAGCCGAAAGUGGAGAAUUUUCUGAUUCAAGGCACACAGGGGGAAAGGCAGGUGACGGAUACAAGAAGUCCAUCACCACAAGGAGGAGCAGAGGCACUCUCAACUGCACAUCUCCCCCAGAAGAACUCCACAGUCCGAAAGUCGUUCGGUAGUCGAGUUGCUUUCGACAAACAGAAAAAUGAAGGUGAAUGAGAAGAGAUGCCUACCCAUAAGCAACCAAGGGGAGAAAUCUAGACCCUGGAAAAUACUCCUAUAUUGAGGGUUCAGUGCUCGCACAAAAAUACACUACUACGUUCAAAGAAGCUGGUGUGUGGGCUAAACGACCGAUCAACACUAGUGUGCAGUCUCCAGAACGUUAUGACUGGGCGUGUGUAGAUCUAAUUCAAGCAACCAGGAUCUGUCACAAUGACUCUACGCGACUGCUACAUGCAGUUGCCACAUGCAUACGGAAAAGAAAGAAGGUCUUGGUAGUAUCCUGUUAUCAUCGAUAAAGAGUGAUACGAAGACUGAAUCCAGAAUCGGAGUCCUCGCCAAGGCAGGCGUGCGAACACGAUAUGCAUGAAAUUUUGAGGUGGUAGAACUGUGUUGUCCUUGUCACGUCUUAGGUACCAUGUCAGCACAAUAAUACACAGAGAAAACGACUUCGUUUGUUCUACUUCUAAACCAAGAAGAACUUUUCGCUUGUGGUUCUGCAAUGUAUGGUCAUGUCAUGCCGGCAUUAAUAUUGGUAUUCUGGAAUGCUAUGUGACCACAACGGUUACCGGGAAUAUAUGUACUUGCAACAAUCCAAACUGAAUUCCUAGAACAAUGCCAAUUCCAUUGGGAUUCCUUCGGAAU